Fragaria vesca subsp. vesca is the source of this 2739-nucleotide messenger RNA. RefSeq names its product enzymatic polyprotein-like. The record is from RefSeq and is a predicted model, not a curated record. Lineage: Eukaryota; Viridiplantae; Streptophyta; Magnoliopsida; Rosales; Rosaceae. The coding region runs from base 1 to 2739 and encodes 912 amino acids. The transcript is spliced from 5 exons.
AUGGUGAAAUUGAAGCAGGUUACGAAACCCUCAUCUUCUGAUGAGCCAACGGUUUUUGGUGAGCUCUCGCAUCUAGAGGAUGAGUUACAGGCUCAUCAAGAUGCCACCAGUGCUUGUUUGGACUCGACGGAGGUCUUGUUGCAAGCUAAGCUGCAGGAAUCACUUAGUUCUUCGCUUGCUAACUUUCAGUUGAGCUUGUUGGCUGAACUAAAGCUGUUAGGCCGCGUGGUGUCAAGCUCCACAGAUGGCGCUUCUGCAUCAUCAGCUACACUGGCUAGAUCUGAUGGUAGUUCUCUUAAUCCUAUUCCUCCUCAAAAUUUUACUGCUAAUUUUGGGUUGAAUAUUCCUCAAAAUUUUAAUGCUAAUUUUGGGGUGAAUACUAUGGUAGGGAGAGCUAUCACUGAGUCUAGGGCAUUUUGUGAUUCGGUUCAUAACUCUGAGCAUGUUAAUGUGGGAGUGCAACAUGGUAAAAUAUCAUCUAAGAUUGGUACUAGUGAGAAUUACAUUGGACCUUUGCCAAAUAUUUUUGGUGGAGUGGCUUCACAGGUUGUUCAGCAACAGAAGGGAGGAUCUCAACAGAUUGGCAAUUCUGUUUUUCCUACCUUUAAUGUGCAAAAUAACAUGCAUAGGAGCUCUGUUGCAGCUGAUUUGCUGAUGAGGGAGUUUAGCUGUUACAAUAGGUCUGAGUAUCAAGCGGCCUUAGCACGUAUGAAUAAGACUGGUUUUGUCGAUAGCUAUAUGGAUGAGUUUACCAAGCUUUCUCGUAGAGCCCCAGAAUUCUCACAGGAGUUGUUAGUUUCAUUUUUCAUUGGAGGGCUGAAGAGUAAAAUAAGAUGGAGUGUGCAUGCAUUAAAACCUAAGUCAUUAUAUGAGGCUUGUGAGCUUGCUAGGCUUCCCAAGAGCCCCUACAAUCCUACAGUUCCUGCCAGUGCAAGCAGACAACAAAAUCCAGUUAAUGCCUCCCAAAAUGUGCAAGUUCGUACGUCUGAUGCUGAGUUUAAGGCUCGGAGAGUUCGCAAUCAGUGCUAUUUUUGUGACAAGGAGUACACAAAAGGUCACAAUUGCAUAAGAAAAGGGCAGUUAAUGAGUAUGGAAAUAGUACCAUCUGAAGGAGAAAUAUUGGAAGGAGGGGAAGAGGUGAUGAAUAUAGAAGUACCCCCAGUCGCUCCAGUAGCUCCUAUUGACUUAGAUGAGCUUUUAAUCCGUCUACAAGUAAUGGGAGGAGGCAAUUCUGAUACAAUGCAAUUGAAAGGAGUGUUGAAAAAGAGAGUGGUGCAUAUGUUGAUCGACUUCGGAGCUACACAUAAUUUUAUCCAUCCACAGUUGCUAAAAGGGAGAGCAAAGGUUCAAACUAAGGGUGAGGCCACUGUACAAUUACAACUACAGGAUUAUACAUUCACUGAUGAUUUUUAUGUGCUUCCUGUAUCUGGAUGUGAGAUUGUGCUAGGAACUAAAUGGUCGAAGUCCCUAGGUGAUAUAUUGUGCAAUUUUGAGCAGAUGAAAAUGAAGUUUUCUGUGGGAGGUAGUGAAAUUCAGCUGCAGGGAAUAACAUCAGCACAAGAGUCUAUGAUAAGCUGUAAAGCAAUGACUAGAUUGCUUAGGAAGGAAAGAGAAGCCAUGCUGGUACAGGUACAAGCUAUCAGUGCUCAGAAGGAGGAAAUGGUUGUCAACACCAAAAUUAAAGUCUUACGUGAUAAGUAUGCAAGAUUGUUUGCAGCUCCAACAUCUUUGCCUCCACAAAGAGAGCAAGAUCACACUAUUGAGUUGUUUCCAAACACUCUACCAAUGAGUGUCAGGCCAUACAGGUAUCCACACUUUCAAAAGUGUGAAAUUGAGAAAAUAGUGCAGGAACAAAUUGAUAAUGGAGUAAUCAGACCUAGCAAGAGCCCUUACUCCUCACCAAUGUUAUUGGUGAAGAAAAAAGAUGGUACAUGGAGGAUGUGUGUGGAUUAUAAGUCACUCAAUUCAGUUACAGUCAAGCACAAGAAUCCAAUACCUGUUGUUGAUGAGUUAUUAGAUGAAGUCAGUGCCAAGAUUUUUACAAAACUGGAUUUGAGGUCAGGCUAUCAUCAAAUAAGGAUGCAUCCGAAGGAUAUACACAAGACUGCCUUCAGAACUCAUAGUGGUCAUUAUGAGUUUUUGGUUAUGUCAUUCGGUUUGACCAAUGCCCCUUCGACUUUUCAAUCAGUUAUGAAUGAUAUUCUGAGAAUAUAUUUGAGAAAAAUUGCAUUAGUCUUCUUUGAUGAUAUUCUGAUUUUCAGUGACAGCCUUGACUCUCACUUGGAACAUUUAGAACUGCUUUUCAAGAAAUUGCAGGAGCAUGAUCUAAAGGUGAAGAUGAGUAAAUGUAGUUUUGGGGUGCCCUCAGUUGAGUACUUGGGGCAUGUCAUUAGUGCAGAAGGAGUUUCUGUUGAUCCUGUAAAAAUUGAAUACAUCAAGGGGUGGAAGAAGCCUUCAACCCUGAAGGGAUUGAGAGGGUUUUUAGGUCUUGCUGGUUAUUAUAGAAAGUAUGUUAGAGUUAGACACUUUGCUAUUAUUGCUAAACCACUUACUGACAUGUUGAAGUUGGGAGGAUUUCAGUGGAUCAGUGCAUCAGAAAAGGCUUUUGAGGACCUCAAACAAGCUUUGAUGUCAACACCAGUAUUGGCCUUACCAGAUUUUAACAAGGAAUUUGUAAUCGAGUGUGAUGCAUCUGGUAUUGGUAUUGGAGCUAUUCUGUCUCAAGAAUGGCAUUUUUGA